Molecule: messenger RNA, 360 nt
Organism: Aureobasidium uvarum
Lineage: Eukaryota; Fungi; Ascomycota; Dothideomycetes; Dothideales; Saccotheciaceae
Source: the annotation of a GenBank genome assembly
CUUCUACGACAAUGGGAGUCGCUCCGAUGUAUAAUCUGCUUCGGCGAUAAGAAAGUCUUCGCCCACAAGGUUAUCCUGGCCGGCGUAUCAGAGUUGUUCCAUACAGCCUUCAACAGCAACUUUUCGGUUGCGAACCAAGCCGAUUACCAAAUCAAGGAUUACACCCAUGAAGUCGUAUACGCCAUGAUCAAGCACAUCUACUGUAAUCAGUAUGAUUCAGCCUCGAAGAUCAUCAAUCCGACCUUAGACCAGCGUCUUGAUUUCUGGAUAAACAUCCUACUUGUUGCGAAUGAAUACCAAUUACUACGGCCGUCACCGUAUCCAUUUUCAGACUCCCCGAGACGGAACGCUGUCCAGAAA